AUGAACAGCGUGAAGACAGUAGUAAGACCUCUCCAACGGUCUAACAACAUUCAUUUCCUAAGAAAAAUGGCAACCGAAUCAAUUGCAUACCCAACCCUAAUCAAAGCUGCUUCUCAAAAUUCAUCUUUGAGACUGAACCACAGUUGCGUGCGGAUUAAGAACCCGGAAACAAGUUUAAAGUUUUAUACCUCAAAUUUUGGGAUGACUUUGGUUGGGCAUAAAAAGUUUCCUGAUAUGAAAUUCGAUUUGUAUUUCCUUUCUUUCCCUAAAACUCCAUUUCCGCAAAACGAAAAGGGCGAGGACGAUGUGUUUGGCGUAAGUGGUGUUUUAGAGCUCACGCACAACUAUGGGACUGAAGAUGACCCCGACUUCAAAGUCAACAACGGUAACGAGGAGCCUUUUAGAGGUUUUGGUCACAUCUGCUUCUCUUUACCUGACGUUGAGAAAACUUGCGCGGAACUGGAGGCCAACGGCGUCGCAUUCAAAAAAAGACUUAGCGACGGGAGACAGAAGAACAUCGCGUUUGCGCUAGACCCCGACGGGUACUGGAUUGAGCUUCUUUCGUACAAUAGGUCUCCAGAGGUGAAACCCAUCGACGAGGGCUACAAGUUCAAUCACACAAUGGUGCGCAUUAAGGACCCGGCCAAGUCUCUUGGGUUCUACCAGAACGUCCUGGGGAUGAAGCUCUUGGACAAAAACGAGCACGCAAAUGCCAAAUUCACACUCUACUUCUUGGGUUACGAUACCAGCGACAAACCGAGAUGGGCCAAGGAAGGUAUCUUGGAGCUGACUCACAACUGGGGCACUGAAAACGAAGCGGAUUUUCACUACCAUACUGGCAAUGAUAAACCCCAGGGCUACGGUCACAUCUGCCUCAGUUUAGACGACCCUGCCGCUUUGUGCCACGAAAUUGAGUCCGUGUACGGCGAGAGCAUAAGCUGGGGCGUCAAAUUCAACCACGGUAAGAUGAAGAACUUGGCCUUUAUUAAAGACCCCGAUGGAUACUCCAUUGAAAUUGUGCCUUGCGGUUUGAUUGCCUGA
Messenger RNA from Lachancea mirantina, 1041 nucleotides. The record is from the annotation of a GenBank genome assembly. Lineage: Eukaryota; Fungi; Ascomycota; Saccharomycetes; Saccharomycetales; Saccharomycetaceae.